AUGAAGAGGGAAGCGUCUUCCCUGAAGAAGGAGAUCAAAUCUCUUGAAUCAAAGAUGAGAAAACUGGAGGACCAGGCCGAGGCUGCGACUAAGGCCCAGCAGGUGGCUGAAGAGAAAGUGGAGUCUGCUGAGGCUAUCCGAAAAGUAGCUGAAGCUGAGAAGAAGGAGGCCGAAGCGAAAAAAGCCCAGGCUGAGAAGGAGCUCCAGCAGGCUUUGGCUACCAAGGAGGCCGAAGUCAAAGAGGCUGAUGAAAAGGUUGAAGACAAAUCAGAGACUGAGGCUGAUGCCGAGGAUGAGGAUGAAGGGAAAAAUGAUAAUGAGGCCUUGGUGAGAAAACCCAAGGAUGCUGCUGAAGCUAAGUCCCCUCCUCUUGCUGAGCAAGUGAUGGAUUUAACUUUGGAUGAGGAGUGUGAUGAG
Camellia sinensis is the source of this 417-nucleotide messenger RNA. The record is from RefSeq and is a predicted model, not a curated record. NCBI's taxonomy places the organism in Eukaryota, Viridiplantae, Streptophyta, Magnoliopsida, Ericales, Theaceae.